Messenger RNA from Pipistrellus nathusii (Nathusius's pipistrelle), 936 nucleotides. The record is from the annotation of a GenBank genome assembly. NCBI's taxonomy places the organism in Eukaryota, Metazoa, Chordata, Mammalia, Chiroptera, Vespertilionidae.
AUGCAUCAGAAGCUGCUCAAGAGCGCGCAUUACAUCGAGCUGGGCAGUUACCAGUACUGGCCGGUGCUGGUGCCCCGCGGCAUCCGCCUCUACACCUACGAGCAGAUCCCCGUGUCCCUCAAGGACAACCCGUACAUCACCGACGGCUACCGGGCCUACCUGCCCUCCCGGCUGUGCAUCAAAAGUUUGUUUAUUUUAUCUAAUGAGACAGUAAACAUUUGGAGUCAUUUGCUGGGUUUCUUUCUCUUCUUCACACUGGGAAUAUAUGACAUGACAUCUGUGUUACCUUCAGCAAGUGCAUCCAGAGAAGAUUUUGUAAUUUGUUCUAUUUGUCUUUUCUGCUUCCAGGUCUGUAUGCUUUGCUCUGUGGGCUAUCAUCUUUUUUCCUGCCAUCGAUCAGAAAAAACCUGUCGAAGAUGGAUGGCAUUAGAUUAUGCAGGAAUUUCAAUUGGAAUACUGGGCUGCUAUGUCUCUGGAGUAUUUUAUGCAUUUUAUUGUAAUAAUUAUUGGCGGCAGGUGUACCUGAUCACAGUGCUUGCUAUGAUCCUGGCAGUGUUCUUCGCGCAGAUCCAUCCCAGUUACCUCACUCAGCAGUGGCAGAGGCUGCGUUCCAUCAUCUUCUGUUCUGUUUCGGGAUAUGGCGUCAUUCCUACUCUUCACUGGGUUUGGCUCAAUGGAGGCAUAGGUGCUCCUAUUGUACAGGACUUUGCACCCCGUGUUGCUGUGAUGUACGUGAUCGCACUUCUUGCUUUCCUGUUCUACAUUUCCAAAGUUCCAGAGCGGUACUUUCCAGGACAACUAAACUACCUCGGAUCGAGCCACCAAAUCUGGCAUAUCCUUGCAGUAGUGAUGUUAUAUUGGUGGCACCAGUCAACAGUGUACGUCAUGCAGUACAGACACAGCAAGCCUUGCCCUGACUAUGUCUCCCAUUUGUGA